AAGUAAAGUAUUCAAAAUGAUUUCUCUCUCUACAAAAAAAAGUAUCUGAACCGUUAGCGUACCCACUUCUAUUUGCAGAGUUACACGCAGUGCACACACUCCAUCACUCAUAUGUUCACUCGUUCCGUGUAAAGUUGCACGCAUUAUCGUCCCAGAGCUCAGCUUUAGUCUCUCGAGAUUUAGGGUUGCGAAGUCCAAUCAUGCGAAGGCAUAGUUGCAAGCACACUUGCGGCUAGGGUUUUGCUCGAUUGAGAAAUCUCUAGUGAAGUCCUGAUUUGAAUGGGGAACUGCUGCAGAUCUCCGGCUGCGGUUGCCAGAGAAGACGUCAAGUCGUCCAACUUCUCCGGUCAUGAUCACGGCCGGAAAGACAAAUUAUCCGGCAACGUGAAGAAAGCAGUAACUGUUUUGACAGACGUUAAGAAGGAAAACAUUGAGGAGAAGUACUUAGUUGACCGUGAACUGGGCAGAGGGGAGUUUGGCGUUACUUACUUGUGCAUUGAGCGGGAAACGAGAGAGCUGUUGGCUUGCAAGUCGAUAUCGAAGCGGAAGCUGAGGACUGCUGUUGAUGUGGAGGAUGUCCGGAGGGAGGUAGCUAUAAUGAAGCAUUUGCCGAAGAAUUCGAGCAUCGUGAGCUUAAAGGAGGCGUGCGAGGACGAGAAUGCCGUGCAUUUGGUGAUGGAAUUGUGUGAGGGCGGGGAGCUGUUUGAUAGGAUUGUCGCGCGUGGCCAUUACACAGAGCGUGCGGCAGCCGCCGUGACAAGGACUAUUGUUGAAGUCGUGCAGCUGUGCCACAAGCAUGGGGUGAUCCACAGGGAUUUGAAACCGGAGAAUUUUUUGUUUGCAAACAAGAAGGAAAAUUCACCACUUAAAGCAAUUGAUUUUGGUUUGUCCAUUUUCUUCAAGCCAGGUGAGCGGUUUUCUGAAAUCGUGGGAAGCCCUUACUAUAUGGCUCCAGAGGUUCUCAAGCGAAACUACGGGCCAGAAAUAGAUAUCUGGAGUGCAGGGGUGAUUCUCUAUAUCUUGUUGUGUGGAGUUCCUCCAUUUUGGGCUGAAUCUGAGCAAGGUGUUGCCCAGGCCAUCAUACGCGGGAAGAUAGAUUUUGAACGCGAACCAUGGCCAAGUAUCUCGGAGAGUGCUAAGAGCCUUGUAAGACAGAUGCUGGAACCAGAUGCUAAGCUUCGGCUGACAGCAAAACAAGUCCUUGAACAUCCUUGGCUCCAAAAUGCAAAGAAGGCUCCGAAUGUUCCACUUGGAGAUGUUGUCAAGUCAAGACUGAAGCAGUUCUCGUUGAUGAACAGGUUCAAGCGGAAGGCUCUUAGGGUCAUUGCUGAUUUCCUAUCUAAUGAAGAAGUUGAAGGUAUCAAAGAGAUGUUUGCUAGGAUAGACACUGAUAAUGAUGGUACUGUUUCAACUGAAGAACUAAAGGCUGGGUUGCAAAAGUUCAAUUCGCAACUUCCCGAGUCUGAAGUAGAGAUGCUCAUUGAUGCUGUGGAAAGCAACCGUAAGGGUACAUUGGACUAUGGAGAGUUUCUUGCAAUUUCACUCCAUUUGCAGAGGAUAGCUAAUGAUGAACAUCUUCACAAGGCGUUCUCUUAUUUUGAUAAAGACGGAAAUGGUUACAUUGAGGCCGAUGAUCUCCGAGAUGCCUUGAUGGAAGAUGGGGCCGAUGAUAGCACGGAUGUCGCAAAUGACAUUUUCCAGGAGGUUGACACGGACAAGGACGGACGCAUCAGCUAUGAUGAAUUUGUUGCGAUGAUGAAAACUGGAACAGAUUGGAGAAAGGCUUCUCGACAUUACUCAAGAGGGAGAUUCAAUAGUCUGAGCAUAAAAUUGAUGAAGGAUGGUUCUAUUAACUUGGGACUACUAAUGGAAAACGAAGUAGAAAGAAAAUAUCUAAAGCUGCUUGUUCCCCCUGUUCUCUCCUAGGGUAAGGACUGAUUGCUCUUGUCCAUCACCCUGGACUGUAACAUUAGAAAAGUCAAUUUGCAAAUUCCUGGAGCAAGCUUUAUCUCUUAAUUGAUUAUUUGACUUUCCUCCGCUUUAAUUUGCUCCUUCAUUUUUUCCUCCUUGUUUUGAGAGAAGAUACCUAGCGGUUGCCGGUUGGUCUUGUGAUAAUCAGCCAUAGCAUUUGUGCUAUUAUUGUUUUCAUCCUUUUAAUGUAUAUAUCUCGAUGAUGGACCUGAUAAAAGCCAAUUUAAUAGAGAAACCAACUGGAGGAUGUAUAUUAUUUUCUUAAUCUUCUGCAUUAUUGCAGUCUUUCCUUUUUGUGCGGGUGCAAUUGUUCUUUCGGUUUUUGCUGACCACUUUUAUUCUUUUGCAUUGGUAUGUAUUUAAAUCAUUUUGACGAACUCCUCUGGCCAAAGUUUUCGGCUAGUAGUUAUCGUGUAAGGAAGAAGCAUCACAGGAUGUAAUUUGAUUUGUUUUGCAUUCGUUAUCAUCUGUCAUCAUUGUGUUCUCCUGUGUUUAUUAUGUGAUUGCCUGGAUUUUUCGUUUCAGGAAAUCAGGAAAGGCAACACGCCCCUUUGGUUGUAGAUUGAGUUAUUGUGUGCUGUGUUUUUUUCUGCAGGCAUCUGAUAUGCAUGCAUCCACAUAUCUUAUAAUCGUGACAAAAGUUAGUGUCCCAUCAAUCUGAUAAUAUUUUUCUUACUUUUUUCAAUCUGCGUGCGGCUCUUUGUGGGCCAUUAACCAUCUGCUACCAUUACUGUACGGGUUACGUAGUUAACAAUUACCAGGACUAUGUCGAAUCUUAACAAGUAAUAGAAUUGCAUGGUUCUAUGCAUCAUCUGUUAGUUUUCCACGUUUUUUCUACCAUUAUUUUAGUGUGGUGGAAUCAUAUUUGCAUUAAAAUUAUGAAAUUAAUGGUAGGUGCCCAUUUAUUUAAACGCUGCAUUUUCAACUAUUAUUGGAGUGGGAUAUCAUGUGCGGCUUAUGAUAUGACACGAGUGAAAUCUGUAUUUGAAAGCAGGAUUUUGAGAUUUCCC
Messenger RNA from Sesamum indicum (sesame), 2981 nucleotides. Its product is annotated as calcium-dependent protein kinase 13. The record is from RefSeq and is a predicted model, not a curated record. NCBI's taxonomy places the organism in Eukaryota, Viridiplantae, Streptophyta, Magnoliopsida, Lamiales, Pedaliaceae. Gene Ontology annotation, biological process: protein phosphorylation. Gene Ontology annotation, molecular function: calcium ion binding; ATP binding; protein kinase activity.